GAAGAAGAUGAACAGGUAUAUUGAUCAUCAGUGUGUGAAAUGAUAGGGCGGUGGAAGAAUAUAGUCAGCAUUAAUGAAAUAAGAGGAAAGGAUUAGAAAUAGGGGUAGGUUAGUAAAUUCAUAAAUUAGAGUUAAUAAAGUCAACCUUAGUGAGUGGUUAAUCAAUUCUAAGAGAGAUUUGGCCACUAAAUAGAGUUUAAUGAAAGUUUGGGUUCACUAGAGAUUAUGUGUUAUUUUUUUUUUUUUUUUUGACACCAUAUAGAAUUUGUAAAAGUUGGAGGCCACCACGUAGAAUUUCCCAAAAAUAUAUAUACAACACCUCAUCCUCAAACUUCUCCUCUCCCAAAAACAAAAAAAAAAAAAACCCAUAAAUUUUUUGACUUAUACCAACAAAAAUAAAAUCAACAAAUUAUUUUUUACCACUAAAAUUUUUAAAAGUUUUGUUUUGGCGGUAAAAGAAAAAAAAUCCAAAAAUCAUCGUACUUGGAAACUGAAAACAGCUUCUUUGAAAGACCGCCAAUUAUACCAAAACCCCAAAGAGAAACCCAAAAAAUAACCAGCAAAAAUUGAAAAAAUGGAGUUGAAAUGCAACGAUGUGAAGAUCUGGAAAGAGGCUCUAACUUCCUACCAAUCUCGCAUUCUCUCUCUUAGUCUCAACAAACCAAAGCUUGUUUCCCUUGAUGAUUUCUACCGUACUCAACUUCCUUCACUCAUUCAUUCCCGCCUCCCUACUCCCUACCUCACCCAAUCCGAGCUCCACUCCCUCAUGCAAUGGAAGCUCACCCGCGGCAAAUUCAGACCAAGGUUACUGGGUUUUGUGGCGGCUCUUGAUGAAGAACUUGUGAAAUCUGCGUCUCAAAAAGCGUUUCUUUCUCUGCCGGAUGAUUUAUCUAAAGCGGUUUCGGAACUUACAGUUCUUAAAGGUAUCGGGCCAGCCACUGCCUCUGCUAUCCUCGCCGCCUAUGCCCCUGACCUUGCUCCAUUUAUGUCCGAUGAGGCUAUGGAAGCCGUGUUGAGUCAAUCAAAAGAUUACUCGUUGAAACAAUAUCUUCUGCUUGCCAACAAGUUAAGAGAGAAGGCAAAGGAAUUAAGUUCAGAAGAUGAGCAAUUCACAGCAUCCGAUGUGGAAAGGGCUCUCUGGAGCUCUGCUGUUGGAGCUAAACUGACUGCUUCCUCUGCAAAGGCGCAACAAGAUACUUCAACGAAAUCUUCUGGGAUAAAAAGAAAAAAUUCUGCUUAACUCUUGCUGUUAGAAUGAUGUCAAGGAUUUGUGCCAAUACUCGAUUCACAGGUCACACUAGAAAAUUAGCCUUCGUUUUGGUAGCUGAAACUGUUACUUUUAAAUUCUGAUAAAUUAGCUGCUGCGGUUGUGGUUUUAGGAUGUUUAAGACGUACUUUCUGCUAAGUUUGCUAACAAACUUGACAGUGGUUAGAAAUAGCUAUCAACAGCGUUUAUGUACUUGAUGUAUGUAACAAACUUGUUUAAUCUUCU
Chenopodium quinoa (quinoa) is the source of this 1492-nucleotide messenger RNA. RefSeq lists its product as uncharacterized. Lineage: Eukaryota; Viridiplantae; Streptophyta; Magnoliopsida; Caryophyllales; Amaranthaceae. The coding region runs from base 575 to 1240 and encodes 221 amino acids. The record is from RefSeq and is a predicted model, not a curated record. The transcript is spliced from 4 exons.